Messenger RNA from Ictalurus punctatus (channel catfish), 6027 nucleotides. RefSeq names its product lon peptidase 2, peroxisomal (gene lonp2). Gene Ontology annotation, cellular component: peroxisomal matrix. Gene Ontology annotation, molecular function: ATP hydrolysis activity; ATP-dependent peptidase activity; serine-type endopeptidase activity. The record is from RefSeq and is a predicted model, not a curated record. NCBI's taxonomy places the organism in Eukaryota, Metazoa, Chordata, Actinopteri, Siluriformes, Ictaluridae. The transcript has 15 exons. The coding region runs from base 133 to 2667 and encodes 844 amino acids. Gene Ontology annotation, biological process: protein catabolic process; protein quality control for misfolded or incompletely synthesized proteins; protein targeting to peroxisome.
GUGUGGCUGCCGUAGUACGCGGUUCUUUAUUUUCAUUCGUCUUCGCUCCUCACCCGACCAUCUGUCACUGGUUGUUUAUAUCGACAAUUACCGCUUGUGGUUUGUAAUUAAAGUGCGAAUAAACACUUGGCGAUGUCUUCCAACGGUGGGAUUCAGAUACCCAGCCGCUUGCCUUUAAUAUUAACUCAUGAAGGCGUUCUGCUGCCCGGCUCGACGAUGCGAAUUAGCGUCGACUCGGCGAGAAACAUGCAGCUGGUGAAGAGCAGGCUGCUGAAGGGGACCUCACUAAAGAGCACCAUUAUAGGAGUAAUUCCCAACACCAAAGACCCGGAGCAGGACAGCGAGGAGCUCCCCUCUUUACACGGCAUCGGCACAGCAGGCCUGGCAGUCCAGGUAGUGGGUAGUAACUGGCCAAAGCCGCACUACACACUGCUAAUCACGGGUUUGUGCCGCUUCCGUGUGACGCAGCUGCUGAGGGAGAGACCCUUCCCUGUGGCUGUGGUGCAGCAGCUGGACAAACUUGAGCAGUACACUGAUGGAGAACAGUUGGAUGGAGAGCUGGGAGAACUUUCUCAGAGGUUCUACCAGGCUGCAGUGCAGUUGCUGGGAAUGCUGGAUAUGUCCGUGCCUGUAGUAGCGAAGCUGAGGCGGCUGCUCGAGAGUCUGCCCAGAGAAACCCUGCCUGACGUGCUUGCCGCCAUGAUCCGCACCUCCAACACAGAGAAGCUCCAGGUGCUGAAUGCAGUGGACUUGGAGGAGCGAUUUAAAAAGACUCUUCCUAUGCUCACCAGACAGAUCGAGGGCCUCAAACUGCUGCAGAAGACUCGUAAACCCAAACCUGAUGAUGAAAAGAGGGUACUGGUUAUCCGCAAAGGCAGCGGUGUGCUCCCUGGCCGUCAGUUCUCUCUUGAGGAGGAAGGGGAAGAUGAGAAUGGUGAUGAAAUGGCUGUGCUGGAGAGGAAGGUGAACGAGGCAGCAAUGCCUGAGUCUGCUCUACGUGUAUGCCUAAAAGAACUCAAACGUCUGAAGAAGAUGCCCCAGUCCAUGCCAGAGUAUGCUCUCACCCGCAACUACCUGGAGCUCAUGGUGGAGCUGCCUUGGAGCAAGAGCACCAAGGACUGCCUGGACAUUCGGGCUGCUCGGGUGCUUCUGGACAGUGAUCACUACGCCUUGGAGAAGCUGAAGAGGCGGGUGCUGGAGUACCUAGCAGUGCGGCAGCUCAAGAGCUCCCUUAAAGGUCCUAUUCUGUGCUUCGUGGGGCCUCCGGGUGUCGGAAAAACCAGUGUGGGCCGCUCCAUCGCCCGCACCCUGGGCAGGGAGUUCCACCGUAUCGCCCUGGGAGGAGUGUGUGACCAGUCAGACAUCCGUGGCCACAGGCGAACCUAUGUGGGCAGCAUGCCUGGCCGCAUCAUCAAUGGCCUGAAGACUGUCGGUGUCAACAAUCCUGUAUUCUUAUUGGACGAGGUGGACAAAUUGGGCAAGAGCCUGCAGGGAGACCCCGCUGCUGCCCUGCUGGAGGUUCUGGACCCAGAGCAAAACCACAGUUUUACUGACCACUACCUCAAUGUGGCCUUUGACCUUUCACAAGUCCUCUUCAUCGCCACGGCAAACACCACAGCAACCAUCCCCCCUGCUCUGUUGGACAGAAUGGAGGUGCUGCAUGUGCCAGGAUACACACAGGAGGAGAAAGUGGAAAUCGCUCAUCGGCACCUGAUCCCCCAUCAGCUCGAUCAGCAUGGCCUCACUCCUCAGCAGCUCCAGAUCCCACAAGACACCACACAGGGGAUCAUCAGCAAGUAUACGCGGGAAGCGGGUGUGCGCUCUUUGGAAAGGAAGAUUGGAGCCAUCUGUCGAGCGGUGGCUGUGAAGGUGGCAGAAGGUCAUAAGAUGUCAAGAUCGGAGUCGUCCAGUGAAUCUGGAGCAGGUCAGGAUCAAGCAGAGACAGGACAGGAUUCUGACAUGGCAUCUCCACCCGAGAUGCCCAUCGUCAUUGACCACGUAGCCCUCAAAGACAUUUUGGGGCCACAGCUCUUUGAAAUGGAGGUGUCCGAGCGUCUGACCCUGCCCGGUGUGGCUAUAGGCCUGGCCUGGACUCCGCUUGGUGGAGAGAUCAUGUUUGUGGAAGCCAGUCGUAUGGAGGGCGAAGGUCAGCUCACGCUAACCGGCCAGUUGGGUGAUGUCAUGAAGGAGUCAGCACAUCUGGCCAUGAGCUGGCUCCGCAGCAAUGCCAAGAUCUACCAGUUAACAAACCUUGCAGGCUGUGCUGACCCUCUUGAGGCCACUGACAUCCACUUGCACUUCCCGGCGGGUGCAGUCACUAAAGACGGCCCUUCUGCUGGAGUUACUAUCGUAACAUGUCUAGCCUCUCUGUUCAGUGGGCGUCUGGUGCGCUCUGAUGUAGCCAUGACAGGAGAGAUCACUCUGAGAGGCCUGGUGCUGCCGGUGGGUGGCAUUAAGGAUAAAGUCCUGGCGGCUCACCGUGCUGGUCUCAAGCGAGUCAUCCUCCCCAAACGUAACGAAAAGGACCUAGAGGAGAUUCCAGCCCACAUCCGUGCAGAACUGGACUUCGUCCCAGCUAGUACUUUAGACGAAGUUCUUAAUGCUGCCUUUGAUGGUGGAUUCCCUACUGCCACCAUAACACACCCGCGGUUUAGCAGCAAGCUCUGAAACUGCAAAUUCUCUCUCUCACACACACACACACACACGACAGAGUCUUUCAUGGUCCUUUGAAACUGAAAGCACUAGGGUGAACAUCAGGUUCAGCUCAUGGAGUUGUGAACUCCAUUAUUUCUGCUUAAUACGCCGGGUUUAUUAGAAACAUUGUGUGAAAAUCCUAUAGUGUAUUAUAAUAGAAAUAAAAUAGAACAUUUUAUUUCUAUUACAUAUCAGAAAUGUAAUUUGAUACAAUGAAGUAUUUCAUGCUAUUAACAUGUGUUCCUGCAUGUGAACACAAGACACAGAUUGUCUGAGUUGUUGGUAGUUUCUGGUAAUUUGGCAACAGCUGCUUGCAGAGAGUGAGUCUGUUACUGUGAGGAUGUCUGUACCAGCUGAUACAGUAAUGUUAUCAGCGCUCUGUGUAUCAAAAAAAAAAAAAAAAAAGUUAAGAGAUGUAUCGGCUGAUACCGAUUAAAGGCUAUUUUUCCCGCUUUCGGCCGAUAGUUUAAAAACAUCAGAUGAUCAAGGCCGAUUAUAUUAUCUCAAUCAAAAGAGGGCGGGAAAGCACAUCAGUUUAGUUUCGUGCUGUGUGUAAAGAUGAUGUCUCUUGUGUGGAAUGACGACAAAACUGCAGUUUGUAAUGUCUGUAAUCUCUGCACUACUAAAAUUUUACACCGGACGCUGCAGCAGUGAAGCAGCGUCGAGUCUUAAUUUUUCCCUCGCUGCUGAAUUAAAGCACCAGUACACCAUUGAAAGAUUUAAAUGAAGAGGAGUGACAAAAAAGUAAGUAAGUAAGUAAGUAAGUAAAUAAAUAAAUAAAUAGAAAGAAAAAUAUAAUUGUAGAGUAGGAUGUUUCACAUGCAGUUACUGUUAACAUCAUCUAAAAAAAAAAAAAAAAAAAAGGUUUAUAUUAAGCCUAUAUAUUACCAGGUUGAUGUUAGUGAUGAAGUAGAAAUGCUUUUAUUUGUGGUGAGUGAAUGUGAGAUUAACAGGAGGUUUUUAGAUUUCAGGCAAUUAAUUCUGUUAAUAUGAAUUAAUAAUAUUCAACAAGACAAGAAAUCUUACUUUAAUCUUCAGAUCAUGUGUUAAUGUUGAGUAAUGCGUUUUGUUUAUGAGACAGUUACUGUGAAACAACUUGUUGAAAUGGAGAGAAAGUUUUUAUUUGCAUUUGCUUCAGAAUUGUGGAAUUAAUUAUCAUUAAUUCAAAAUAAGGCAUAAAAGGCAGAACUAUCAUUAUCAGCCGAUAUCACUCUGAAUAAUCGCUUAUCGGUAUCGGCUGAGAAAUUUAGUAUCGGUGCAUCUCUAAUGUACAUAAGAUUGCUGAAUCCACACUAAUUUUAUUAAAAUAAAAUACUUGUUACUACCAAGAGAUCCUCUGCUAUGCUUGAGGGAACAAGUCACUGAACUGGUUAUAAUUUCUGAUUUAGAGAAAUGGGGUGUCCAGUAGCUAUUACAUCAUUUAACAUUUGAACAGUGUAUUACAAUCAUUUGGAAUAUUACAAAUAAAGACUACUGUAAAUACUACCAUUUGCCCCUGAUUAUUUUAUAUGCUGGUGAUACAUAUUUAAGUCUAAUGUUCUAUAAUCUCAGAAAGUUUCUACCAAUACAAUCUCUCUCAUGUAAUAAAUAAAAAUGAAGAGUUGGAUUGGUUGCUUGGACGAUGGAAAUGAAAACAGUGAAUUGCACCUGUUCAGGUCUCUUGUUUGAUUCAGUAGAAGAGAAAUGAUUUGUAUGUGAAACACGUUCCUCUUCCUCAUGAAAGUUUUUUCCAGUCUAAGCUUUCUGUAAUUGUCAAACGUUUGGAUUCAACUGGUCAGGAAUUCUUACCGUUGACCACAAUAAACUGAGCACUGAAGACAAAUUGCUGGAAGGUGUGCAGGAUUAGUAGGAGAUGUGAUGGUUAAACUUAUGCACUACUCACCAUAUACAAGACUUACCUUACAUAGAGAACAGUUCAGCCUCUAAUCGUUAUUCUCUGAUAAAUAUGUGCAUGAGCCAAAGGAAGAUGGAGGAAUCAGGGAGGCAUCAGUUUUGAAAUGUACCCCAAGUUCAUCUCAUCUCGAGUUUUCCUGAAGCCAGGAUGAAAAUCACUUUAUCGUACCUUGAACUAAACUGAGCCAAAAAUAUUCAUGCAACACAACAUGCAGCACAAACCAACACAUGUAUGUUAUAAUUGAUCUUUUUGUAUACAUCUAUACCUGGUAUGGUUGCAGCCCUCAUGCCUAGAAAUGCUGUUUUUCUUUGCCAUGUUAUUAUUGAAUGAUUGAUGCAGUAUAACUAUUAUUAAUCAUGUCCAAUUUCCUGUCGUGGUAGCUCGUGGUUAAAACAUUGGACUUCUGAUCAAAACCGGCGUACCCUGAGGAAACCACCGAAGCACUGGGAGAACAUUCAAACUCUGCACACACAGGGCGGAGGCGGGAAUAGAACCCCCAACCCCAGAGGUGCGAGGCACACACGCUAACCGCUAAGCCACCCAGCAUACAGUAUAAGAAACAGAAAACAAAAAAAAAGGUAUGAAAAAGAUAGAUUUAUUUAAUGGCAAAAUAGACCAAAACAAACAUUAAAACAAAAAUAAAAACAGACCAGGACCAGCAACAGUACAAUGUAUCCACAGAGAUGUUUUGGCGUUUUCUUCAACCGUUCCUCACAAAAACAGACACACAUACAAAACAAAAAAUCUGUACUUACAAAAAGAGAACAAAAGACAUGAGGUCUUCUGAAGAACAACACUAUAUACAAACACUGAAGAUUAGCCACAAUGUUACAACAGCCUUUUCAUUCCUUUUUCUUAAGUCAUUAUAAAAUGAUAACAAUAAUCUCAAUAAUAACGGCAGAAAUUGCGCUCACUUCUAGUCUGAUAUGCUGGAGAGCCUCGCCUCCUGCAUGAAGAGAUCACCAUUUCCACAUGACUGAGACGAGCAUGUGUUCACCUGUCAAACUAAAGCACAAUCCAUUCAAAUGACCCAACGUUCACAGGCGCAACACUGCUGUUAAUAGCACCUGGUCAGGAAAAGUAGGCUAUCGUAGGGAGAAGCUAAACAUUUAAGAGGGAAAAGUGGCUUUGAGGACGUCAAACCUGAUGUGGUCACAUCAAGUCCACACAGAAACUUCUCAUAACCGCCGCCCCUCCUCAUGAGGAAAAACCCCAAGAGAAACUCUACAAUGAUUCAGGCAGAAACUACUAAAAUUUUCAGAUGAAAUCUGGACACACCAAGCCUCAGUCAGUGGUCAUGCAAAUAACUGCAGCAUCUUUCUUAGGGGAGAGGGGAUCAGACGAGAUCAAACAAUGUUUGAUUAAAACCUAAAACUGGAAAUUCAACUUAAAAAAGUAUUAGUGUUUCAUUUGCCCCAACAAUGCAAUAUGUUGGGGGG